UCGUUGCAAAUAUGGGUCCCCGGCGGAAAAAUGUGAAACCGUGCUCAGUGAACAGGGAAGGCUCUGAGUCUACCAAAGCUGAUGAGCCAAAAGAUUACAUGAACCAGCUCUCUCAUGAAGUGCUUUGCCACAUCUUCAGGUACCUUCCCUUGCAGGAUAUCAUGUGCAUGGAAUGCCUGUCCAGGAAGCUGAAGGAAGCAGUCACACUUUACCUGCGAGUAGUAAAGGUUGUGGAUCUGUGUGCAGGCCGUUGGUGGGAAUACAUGCCCACUGGUUUCACUGAUUCCAGUUUCCUAACGCUGCUGAGGAAGAUGCCAGACAUUGAACAACUUUAUGGUCUUCAUCCCAGGUAUCUUGAAAGACGCAGAGUCCGUGGCCAUGAAGCUUUCAGCAUUCCUGGAGUUUUAGAGGCUUUGCAGGCCUGUCCAAAUCUGCUGGGCGUUGAGACCUCUCAUUUAGAGCUGGUGGAAGCUAUUUGGACGUACAUGCCACAAGUUCACAUUUUAGGGAAGUUUCGUAAUCGUAAUGGUGCUUUUCCAAUUCCUCCUGAGAACAAGCUGAAAAUUCCUAUAGGAGCUAAGAUUCAGACUUUGCACUUAGUAGGGGUGAAUGUCCCUGAGAUUCCUUGUAUCCCAAUGCUGAGGCACCUUUAUUUGAAGUGGGUGAGACUCACCAAACCACAGCCUUUUAAAGAUUUCCUUUGUAUCAGCUUACGCACUUUUGUCAUGAGGAACUGUGCCGGACCCACGAAUUCUUUGAAGUAUGUUCCUCUGGUGACGGGCCUGGCGUCUGCUCGAAAUCUGGAGCAUUUAGAACUGGUUCGAGUUCCAUUUCUUGGAGGACUCAUCCAGCACGUGGUAGAAGAUAGCUGGAGAUCAGGUGGUUUUAGGAAUUUGCACACUAUAGUUCUGGGAGCUUGCAAGAAUGCACUUGAAGUGGAUCUUGGCUACCUCAUCAUAACCGCUGCACGAAGGUUGCAUGAAGUGCGGAUCCAGCCUUCCUUGACCAAAGACGGUGUUUUUUCUGCUCUGAAGAUGGCUGAACUGGAAUUUCCACAGUUUGAAACUCUUCAUCUAGGAUAUGUCGAUGAGUUUCUACUACAGUGUAAAAUGACAAAUGGAGACUUGGUGAAGUAUGGCUUGGCUGAUGUGGUUGAAAAUCCAGGAAUUAUUACAGAUAUUGGUAUGAAAGCUGUAAAUGAAGUUUUUUCUUGCAUCAAGUAUCUCGUCAUUUACAACUGCCCACAUCUACAUAACCCAAAUAAUUGGAUCACAGAUCAUUCAAGGUGGACCCGACUGGUUGACCUCACCCUGGUGCGAUGCCAUGCGAUAAAGCUAGAUUCUUUUAGUCAGUUCAUUGAGUUGUUGCCAAGCUUAGAAUUUAUUUCUCUGGACCAGAUGUUCCGUGAACCUCCCAAGGGUUGUGCCCGUGUGGGCCUAAGUGCAGGCACAGGAAUUGGUGUCUCGUCUGCCCUAGUCAGCAAUCAGAACUCUAACAAUGACAAUGACAACAACAACAACCACCAGAAUAACAAUAAUCCAAACAUCCACCACAACAAUCACCAGAACCCGAAUGACCAGAACGAGGAGAAUGAGCUGCGGCAAGAUGGGCAAGCCGAAGAGCAGCAGAUUGCAGCUGAGGCACUGAAUGAGAUGGAGGAGGUGGCACAGGACGAAGGGGUGGCUGCUGGGCAGGGCCGGAGUGAUGUCCGGGCUCACAGCCAGGCUGUCAUUCCUAUGGAGGUCGAUGAAGAGCAAGCAGGACCAAGUGGCAUUCAGCCAGUUGUAAAAGCAGCACCUAUUACUGUCCAUGAUUCAGACAGUGAGGAUGAGGAAGAAAACAUGGGGCCUUCAAGAGCUUGCGUCUCUAACAGCAUUGCACAGAAUUACUCAGAUGGAGAAGAGAAAAGCAGAGAUCCAGUGGAAACCAGAGAGCCUGCAGUGAGCGGUAAAGGCAAGACGCCGCUGCGGAAGAGGUGUAGUGCCAGCCAGGUGGGCCAGACAAAGCAGUUCCAUGCCGAGGAAAGCAGCUGUGAGAAAGGUUGUCAAGUGACAAGUGAGCAGAUUAAAGCGGACAUGAAGGCAGCAAGUGACAUGCCUGAAAGGAACAAAAGCAAAGAUUCUUACCCAGGUUGCAGUAACGCUGCAGGAUCGACGGGAACAUCCAGCUCCUGCAGUGCUGUUUCUCCUAACCCUGACAGUGCGCAGACAGCUAAUAGCCACUCUGCUGGGACCAGUCCAGCAACCAGAGACGAGUCCAGGCACUGUGUCUGCUCGCCUCGUAAAAGCGAAGGCUCCAGCGAGAGAGAGACUGAGAGCAGCUCUGUUUGUUCCAGAUGUUCCUGCUACAAGCCGCAGGACGCGCAGCAGAGGACUAGUGGGUGUUGUGAUGGGGAAUGUCCAUCCACGAGCGGAGCCUGCAGGAACGGACCAAACAAGGUGGCCAAGCCAAAGCCACGGCAAACCACAAAGCGGAAAAGGACAGCUGACAAGUCCACAAGCACAAGUGACCCGGUUAUUGAAGAUGAUCAUGUUCAAGUUCUCUUAAUGAAAUCCAAAAACCUUGUUGGAAUCACCUUGACCAAUUGCGGUAUAACAGAUUUGGUACUGAAAGACUGCCCCAAAAUGAUGUUCAUACAUGCUACAAGGUGCCGUGUAUUGAAACACUUAAAAGUAGAAAAUGCACCAGUUGUCAAUCGUUUUGACUAUGCCCAGUGCAAGAAGUUAAACAUGGAUCAGGUUCUGGAUCAGAUUCUUAGGAUGCCCCCGGAAAGAAAUCGGAUCAUUUAUCUUCGUCCAAUGCAGCAGGUUGACACAUUGACUCUCGAGCAAAAGAUAUUUAGCGGCCCUUAUCCGUACCACAUUUGCAUAAUUCACGAAUUCAGUAACCCACCUAAUGUCCGCAAUAAGGUGCGCGUUCGGAGCUGGAUGGACACAAUAGCAAAUAUCAACCAAGAGCUUAUUAAAUACGAGUUCUUCCCUGAAGCGACACGAACUGAUGAGGACCUGAAGAAAUACACUAAGUACCCUUGGGGACGAGAUAUUUACACUCUAGAAGGCAUUGUGGAUGGUGCUCCUUACUCCAUGAUUACUGACUUCCCAUGGCUGAGAUCACUGAGAACAGCAGAGCCCAACAGCUAUGCUAGAUACGACUUUGAGGAUGAUGAGAGAACUACUAUUUAUGCACCCCGAAGGAAAGGACAGUUGUCUGCAGACAUCUGUAUGGAAACGAUAGGGGAAGAGAUCUCUGAACUGCGCCAGAUGAAGAAAGGCGUAUUCCAGCGGGUGGUGGCUAUCUUCAUCCACUACUGUGACGUCAACGGCGAGCCGGUGGAGGACGAUUACAUUUGAGUGGAUACCCUCCCUGACCUGUCAUCUCGUCCUAAAUUCCGAUGGCCACUGCUGGCCAAGAACGCAGGUGGAUUCUUUCUGAAUGCAAAGCAUUUUCUUGAAACACACACUUUGCGUUGCUCUCACACAGUUUGGAAAAGAGUAUGUAGUAAAUGUAUAAUGAAAAGUAAAAAUUGUAUACUAAGAUUUGUACAUAGAGGAAACAAGAAAAACUUCCUAACUGAGACUUUAUUUCAUAUGUUUAUACAGUUUAAUUUAAAUUCCAUUUUAAUGAAGGCAAAUAAUUAGGAACAGGGAAUAAUAUUUGAAUUUUUGAGCCCACACAGUUCAUAGCAGAAUUUUUUUUCCUAUAAACAAAAUCCCAUUUGCUGUGUUCAAAAGAGUCAUCAGAGUCUCUUUUAAUCUGUGCCUUUUUCUUGAGCAUUUAAGAGUCCGGUCUGAGUAAACCUG
Molecule: messenger RNA, 3800 nt
Organism: Opisthocomus hoazin
Lineage: Eukaryota; Metazoa; Chordata; Aves; Opisthocomiformes; Opisthocomidae
Source: RefSeq, a predicted model, not a curated record